UGGAGCCGCGACGCCUGAAGGAGUCCCCACCGCAGCGGUGCUCUUGGUCCACAUCAUCCGGCAACCACCAGCCCCUGCUCCAGAGACGUCCCUGCCGCCGACUCGGCGGCAGGGAUAGUGGCAAUCGCCCCUAGAGUCGAGCCUGGGGGACAUUUAUUGCUCCAGACUUGGUCCCUCCUAGCUUCCCAGACGGCUGGAGUCAUUCUUGGGGGAGCCCAUCAAGCAGCCGCACGGGCAUCUCAGCGGCCAGCCCGGCUGGGCACCGGGCAUCUGCGAAGGCAGCCCUGCCGGAUACUGGGCAUCUCUCGCAAGGACUGUCUUCGGCCGCCUCCCAGCUUGUCGCAAGUCCUGGGCGGUGGACUUCUGAGACCCUUUGGCCUCCCCAGGACCCAAGUGAGCUUCCCCGCGCUUCCAGCCCUUUGGGCCGCCGCGAUGCUGCCCUGGAGACGGAACAAAUUCGUGCUAGUGGAGGACGAGGCCAAGCGCAAGGCGAAGAGCUUGAACCCCGGGCUCGCCUACACGUCGCUGCUCUCCAGCUUUCUGCGCUCCUGCCCGGACCUGCUACCGGACUGGCCGCUGGAGCGUCUGGGCCGCGUGUUCCGCAGCCGGCGCCAGAAAGUGGAGCUUAACAAGGAGGACCCCACCUACACCGUGUGGUACCUGGGCAACGCCGUCACCCUGCACGCCAAGGGCGACGGCUGCACCGACGACGCUGUGGGCAGGAUCUGGGCGCGCUGCGGGCCGGGAGGGGGCACGAAGAUGAAACUGACCCUGGGUCCGCACGGCAUCCGCAUGCAGCCGAGCGAGCGCGGCUCCGGGGGUUCGGGGGGCCGCAGGCCGGCGCACGCCUACCUGCUGCCGCGCAUCACCUACUGCGCGGCGGAUGGGCGCCACCCGCGAGUCUUCACCUGGGUCUACCGCCACCAGGCGCGCCACAAGGCCGUGGUCCUGCGCUGCCACGCCGUGCUGCUGGCGCGGGCGCACAAGGCGCGCUCCCUGGCCCGCCUGCUCCACCAGACUGCGCUGGCGGCCUUCAGCGACUUCAAGCGGCUGCAGCGCCAGAGCGACGCGCGCCACGUGCGCCAGCAGCAUCUCCGCGCAGGGGGCGCCGCCGCCUCGGUACCCCGGGCUCCACUGCGCCGGCUGCUUAACGCCAAGUGCGCUUACCGGCCUCCGCCGGGCGAGCGCGGUCGCGGGGCUCCGCGGCUCAGCAGCAUCCAGGAGGAGGACGAGGAGGAGGAUGCGGAGGAGGAGGAGGACGCCCGGGAUAGCGAGGGAGGAGCCCUGCAGCGCGAACGGCCCGAGGUACUCAGCCUGGCCCGGGAGCUGAGGACGUGCAGCCUGCGGGGUGCCCCGGCACCUCCGCCCCCAGCACAGCCCCGCCGCUGGAAAGCCGGCUCCAGGGAGCGGGCGGGCCAGGCGCGCUGAGAGCGCAGGGCUAGGACUCGGGGCCCUAGACCCGGCCCAGCAGACUGACCUGGACUCCAACCCGGCCCUGCCCGCUUCCGCCCCCCCUGGUCCCUGGCCUGCCGCCCUCGCGGGCUCUCAAAUGGUCGCCUUGUUCCUCAUCCUAGCUCAGGGUGAAGUAGGAUACGCCCUUGAUUGUUGGGGGGUGGAGGGGAGUCCUUACGUCCCCACACUGGGAGUUUCCCUGGCCUACCACUGUGGAAUUGCCCCCACGCUUUAUACCAAGUCUCUGCCCACAGACGAACCAGCCUGCUCUCUUCCCAAAACGGCCUCUCAGGAGAAAGGGAACCCCUGCUAGGUGGGUUUGAACCCACAACCUGGUCUAGGUUAGGAGUAAUGGCUCUGCCCUUGGUCUCUUAUUCCCUAAGAUAAGAACCACCCUGGAGAGAUGUCAGAUAAGGACUCUGCUCAUCCCCUCUGCCGGCAGAGAACUGGUCUACCCUAGGUAGCCUGCAUCCUGAACCAAGAUGGAACCUCCAGAGGAGGUCCCAGACAAGCCAAGGCUUUCGGAGCAAGCAGGUCCCGACCACAGCUGUACUCAUACCAGGCUGAGGGAGGAAGAGGUACUAACUCGGAGAGGGGAGUGAGCCCUGCCCGGGUGUCUCCACAAGGCCAUCAAAACCCAAAGAUCUAUGUCAUCUACUGAUCAUUGUAAAUAAAGUGGAUCUGCUUUUUCAGGCCUGUCA
Messenger RNA from Mastomys coucha (southern multimammate mouse), 2153 nucleotides. It is a transcript of the gene Fam43b, whose product is annotated as family with sequence similarity 43 member B. The transcript has 2 exons. NCBI's taxonomy places the organism in Eukaryota, Metazoa, Chordata, Mammalia, Rodentia, Muridae. The record is from RefSeq and is a predicted model, not a curated record. The coding region runs from base 433 to 1428 and encodes 331 amino acids.